This is a messenger RNA of Achroia grisella, 1284 nucleotides long. RefSeq lists its product as uncharacterized. Bases 188 to 772 code for a protein of 194 amino acids. The record is from RefSeq and is a predicted model, not a curated record. NCBI's taxonomy places the organism in Eukaryota, Metazoa, Arthropoda, Insecta, Lepidoptera, Pyralidae. The transcript is spliced from 4 exons.
CUAUCGAUUUAUAGAGCUGAUUUAAAAUGAGGACAUUUUAUUUACAUUAUUGCUAAAGUACAGCAUAGGGGUUAUCUAUUGCGAUAUAAAUAUGUCAUGGUUACUUGUAUCGGUUACAAAUCAGUAGUACAGUGAAUAUACACAUAUCCAUUAGUAAAGUGCCCGUUUGGUUAAAUAUCAAAUAAUUAUGAAAAUGUUCUUAAUUAUCUUUAAAAUUUGGUUAAUGUCUUUAUACGUAACGCCAAGUUGGACUCGCAAUGCGUUCGCUAUCGAUGAAAGUUGGGUGUGCAACGUAAAGAAAUCAUGCGUGGACUGUUUACGUUUAAGUCAGUGUUCUUGGUGCCCCACAGAUAACAAAUGCUUUUCAAAGAAACUACCUAAUUUCGAUGCUUUUUGCAUUAACGAUGCUAUAGAACACAAUGACUUCGGAUUUAGCUUGGAAGAGAAUGCAGUAUGCGCGUGCUCUAAUUCUAAUGAAACUGAGUUAGAAGUACAUCAGAAUUGCCACCCGCCGGGAGUAUCUGAAGGCGAACAAUGUUCUGGACGCGGACAGUGUGUAUGUGGACGCUGCCUUUGUGACCAUACUCCUGAUGUUGAAAAUCCCACAAAGAUGGUGUUAGGAGAAUAUUGUGAAUUCGACAAUUUCUCUUGCGAUGGGCCCAAGUGUAACGAAGGUCCUUAUUCACUGGUACAAUCAGGGAUUGACGACGAUGAUAUUCCUGAAGUUGGUGCAGACAUCGAAUUUGACGAGGAAACGACCAACGAGCAAUAGGUUAAAUACUUCACCUUUUAUUUCCUUCAAGAUCCAUCGAGAACAUCUACUUCAAUCCACGCUAUCAUGUCGUAAUCGAUUGCGGAUGUCGUGAGUGGGCGAUGCUGUUUGCUUUUUACUAUUGGACCAAUAAAGAUCGACCUUUAAUGUAUGUAUAAUUUAACAACAAAAAAAGACUUAAGUUAUGGAAAAUAUAACAGUUCUUGAUGAGUAUUAACAUGUACUAGUAGGUACGUAAAAUCCGCGACUUUAUUCUCCUAUUUUUUUUAUAAUAUCACCUCAUUACAAAAACUAAGUAAUAUUACAUACUUACAUCUUCAUUAUGCGCUUAAUUGCUAUGUUAUAUGUAGUAUAUAACCAUUACAACAUUAUCUAUAACUAGUUUGUAGUCUCUGCCUGUCCUUAGGCUAUCUUUACUGAUUAUUUUACAAAUAGACAUAGAUAAAUUCAUUGAAAGUAUGAUUUAGAAGAAGAUUAUUCAAUUUCUUUAGAAAAUUAUGUUAACCGAAUAA